GACAUUAGUCGCAAAUCCGCGCAGACGGUAGGAUCAACAAAUCACCAUGGGUCCUUUGUUUUACAAUAUGCUGUUCGGAGCACUAGCACUCGUUACAAACUUAGGCAUUGCGCAAGCGCAGGGCCAGAGGAUGCAACCAAACAUCAAUUCCGGCUCAUCCGGAGUAUCACUAGGCUUCCCAGUGAAUCGCCACAUUGUCAGCACCGUCAACGGACACCUGCUUUCUCUGUCGGCUGAUGAGACUGGUGACAUCUCUUUGGAAGUGAUUGGCUUCGCUCCCAACCGACAGAGAAACCGAAUUCAGACUCCACCAGCAGCUCAGUUCCGACAAGCGGAUAAUUCCUUUCAAGCUAACGGACAAGGAAUGAUGCAAUCGGCGAAUGACGGCGGUCAAGUUUUCCCAUCGGCAGGCGACCAAAGUUCGUUUUCUAAUGUAGCUGGAACUGCUAUGACCAAAUUCGCUCCACCAGGAAUGAAUCAGAUGGCAGGAUCCAAUGACCAAACACCAAUGGGCCCCAACGGAUUAGCUGGAUCGGCUAAUAAUUUCGGCGGCGUUGGCAGUAUGCCCAGCAAUCCAAAUUUCCAACAGCAAGCACCUGGCCAGCCUGAUAACGGACCCAAUGGAUUCGCUGGAUCGCCUAAUGCUUUCGGUGAUCUCGGCCGUAUGCCCAGCAAUCCGAAUUUCCAACAGCAAGCAGGUGCCCAGCCUAAUAACGAACCUCCUUUCAGGAAUGGAGGUGGUUUUGGAAACCAGCAGAGUAGCCCAUUUCCAGCCAACGGAGGACGUGCCAAUUUCCCAAGCAAUCCUCCCCAAAUAACUCCCCAAAUUGUCAGUCCCCAAAUGACUCCCCAAAUCGUCAGUCCCCAACUGACUCCCCAAAUCGUCAGGCCCCAAAUGACUCCCCAAAUAGUCAGUCCCCAACUGACUCCCCAAAUCGUCAGUCCUCAAAAUACAGUCGGCGGAAUGGCCCCAAGUUUGGCUGGAAUCGCUCACAUACUCAGGGAUUCCGACGAAUUUCAAGAUAUUUCGGUGGAAAGAAGCUUCGUUUUGGGCCAGAACGGAAGAAUUCAAUCGACAGUUCAACUUUCCAGGGAUUCAAACGAAUACGACGACGGAUCGCUCGAAGUCAAUUUGAAUUUGCUGCCACAGAUAAGAAGCCUUCUGAAUAAUCAAUUGCAAACCCAGCACCAAGUGGUAAGCAAUAACCCCCGAAUGGUUUUCUUCCACCAAGACGAUCAAGACAACGACAUGUCGCUGGAAUUUCAAGGAAUUCUAACCAAUCCGUGGUUCCAGCAACAGAUUCAAGAAAUCGACGUCCGUUUGAAAAGAGCGCCAGCCGCAAGAAGCAAACGUCUGAUGGAAAAAUACGCACAUGCUCUCGCGUUGUCAUCUCCCUCCACUAAUACCGCACCCGCAACAAUUCAUUCUCCCUUUUUCCUGUCACUUUUAAUCACUUGGAUUUCGUUUGGACUUAUUCUAUAAUUUGGACAUGGGUUCUCCUUUCGGGCAAAAAUGAUGGCUACUUUGGUUAUUCUUGGGUUUCGUGUAUCAUCAAACAAGCAAUUUCCACCGGAUCUUUAGGCUCGUUUGCAUUAUAGACCUUUCUUUUUUCUUGUCCGGCUACUUUAAUACACGGUUUAAUAUUUUA
Molecule: messenger RNA, 1649 nt
Organism: Daphnia pulicaria
Lineage: Eukaryota; Metazoa; Arthropoda; Branchiopoda; Diplostraca; Daphniidae
Exons: 2
Coding region: 47-1483 (478 amino acids)
Source: RefSeq, a predicted model, not a curated record